This is a messenger RNA of Danaus plexippus (monarch butterfly), 1590 nucleotides long. RefSeq lists its product as uncharacterized. NCBI's taxonomy places the organism in Eukaryota, Metazoa, Arthropoda, Insecta, Lepidoptera, Nymphalidae. The record is from RefSeq and is a predicted model, not a curated record. Bases 107 to 1507 code for a protein of 466 amino acids. Gene Ontology annotation, molecular function: transmembrane transporter activity. Gene Ontology annotation, biological process: transmembrane transport. The transcript has 8 exons. Gene Ontology annotation, cellular component: membrane.
UUAGAGACUUUUUAGUGUCGUAUUAAACUAGAAACGGCGAAGAGGUGAAGAUAUCUCAAGUAUCUGGAGACCGCCGUAGAAAAGAAAGAUAAUAAAGUGAAGAAACAUGGGCGUCUUCCGACAGAUAUAUUGUGCAUUAAUCGUGGGCUGUCUCUGUUUGAACCUUGGCCUCAUAGUCGCCUGGCCAUCGUCGACAAUAAGCUUAUUCUCUUCUGCCAACACCACUUUGGACAGACCUAUGACCGAAAUGGAAAUAUCACUUCUUGGAAGUUUAUCAAGCAUUGCAGCUGUAGUAGGAACUCCUCUCACUGGGGUCUUAUUGGAUCUAUUAGGAAGAAAAUAUUGCUGUAUUUUAUUUUCUCUGGCUCCAGUGAUAUCGUGGGCGAUCCUGUCGUUCACUCGUCGAGUGGAGGUCGUCCUGCUGUCGGUGUUCCUGUCAGGCCUGGUCGGAACGUCGUUCAUGAUAGUCCCUAACUUCAUCAAUGAGAUCACUCAGGACAGCAUACGGGGCUCUCUCACUUCCACAGUUAACAUAUUUUUCGGUUUCGGAACCAUCGUAUCAUAUUUUAUCGGCGGGUUUUGGUGCUAUGACGUUUUGAAUUAUGCAUAUCUGACAAUAUUUACAGUCACUUUUAUUUUGUUGGCCCUGGUGAAAGAAUCUCCGGUGCAUUUGAUGAAAAAGGGCUUCGAAAAGGAGGCAGUCGAAGCAAUAUGUUUUUAUAGAUCUGAAAAACCGAACUCUAAAAUAGUGCUGCAAGAAAUUGAUAAUCUAAGAAAAAUUUUAAGUCCACAGUUCAACAACACCCAACCAGAAGAAGAGACGUUGAAACCCGAGAGUGCAAAAAAGCUCACAAAAUGGCAAUUCAUUCGAAAACAUAAACCCACGGUCCGUGGAUUUUUCAUCGCUCUUACGUUGCUGAGCCUUUCAAUAUUUCAAGGAGUAAUCGUAGUACAAGUCUACGCACAGCUUUUAUUCGAGGAUACGUUACCUAAUAUGUCAGCUACUUGGAGCAGUAUUGCGUUCGCUCUCGUAAAUGUACUCUCUGGAUUGGUCGCAGCAUACCUGCUCGACGUUUUCGGCAGACGACCUAUCAUGAUCUAUUCGUCGUUGUUGACGUGUUUGUUCUGUACCUUGCUGGGUUCUCACCUCCAACUCCACUGGGCCCCGUCCUGGCUCGCCGCAGCACUCAUUUUUCUAUACUGCAUGACUGUCACCUCAGGAGCCAAUAUCGUGCCUUUCGUUAUUGUCGCUGAGAUCUUCCUGCCAGAGGUGCGCGGCGUAAUGAGCAUGUUGGUCAUCGAGUCUGGAUGGAUUUGGAAUUUUUUAAUGUUAGUCAUCUUUAACCCUUUCAUGGCUGCGGUCGGAAUGGGCCCCGUAUUUUAUAUUUUUGCGUUGAUUAGUUUAUUGACUGCUAUAUUUACGUCGAUUUAUCUUCCUGAGACGAAGGGCCUGACAGUGCAGGACAUACAAACACUACUAGAAAGAAGACAACGGAGCUUACACUAAUCUCUUAGACAGUUUCAUGAUUACUAUAAUUGAAUAUUAAUUUUAUACAAAAACCAACGUUAUUUCAUUUUGUAUAAUAAAUA